Molecule: messenger RNA, 2321 nt
Organism: Lepisosteus oculatus (spotted gar)
Lineage: Eukaryota; Metazoa; Chordata; Actinopteri; Semionotiformes; Lepisosteidae
Gene: necab2
Product: N-terminal EF-hand calcium binding protein 2
Biological process (GO): regulation of amyloid precursor protein biosynthetic process
Cellular component (GO): cytoplasm
Molecular function (GO): calcium ion binding
Source: RefSeq, a predicted model, not a curated record
UGUAAGCGGGGUGGGAGGGGAAUACCCCAUAGCUCUCAGCAUGAAUGCUCUCUGGCGAAAGGAUGUGUGAGCAGGCAGCCCGAUACUGCAGGGACGGCGUCCACAAACUGCUCCACAAAGAACAACCCAAACUCGGGGCUCAGAACAGCGAGACAGCAACGGCUGCACAGUCAGGCAGCAGCGGAGCCCAGCUCGGUGGAAUAGACGGGCUAGUCCGCUGGAUAGUGACGAAGAUGAGCGACAACAAGAACAUCUCUCCCCGAGAAUUCCUCAAGGAGGAGCCGGGGGCUGCCCGGGAGCAGUUCUUCAACCCGGAGCCUCGGAAGGGCAUCUCCGUCAUCCUGGAUAUAUUCCGAAGAGCAGACAAAAAUGAUGAUGGAAAGCUCUCUCUUGAUGAGUUUCAGGCCUUUUUCUCUGACGGGACUCUCAAUGAAGAAGAGCUGGAAAAACUCUUUCACACAAUUGACUCAGAUAACACCAGUAAUGUUGACACCAAGGAGCUCUGUGAUUAUUUCGCCUCUCACAUGGGUGACUAUGAGGAUGUGUUGGCCUCCCUGGAGACUCUCAACCUGUCCAUCCUGAAAGCUAUGGACUAUACCAAGAGGGUGUACGAGCGAGGCACCAAUGUGGACCAGUUUGUGACCCGCUUCCUGCUGAAGGAGUCGGCCAAUCAGAUUCAGUCCCUGCUGAACUCUGUGGAGAGCGCAGUAGAUGCCAUUGAAGAGCAGUCCUCCCAGUCAGGACACUACCCCAGCAGGGGGGGUCACCGUAUAGCAGAUACCAGGUACGAGAGUCCUGUCCCGGAGUACCCCCCGAACAACAGAGUCACCACCAAAGAGGCCAAGAAGAACAUCCAGACCGGUAAAGGAGUGGUGGAGAUGAGAGAGGAGGGGCUGGAGGCCCAGAUCAACAGGCUGGCAGAGCUCAUUGGACGACUAGAGAACAAGACAGUGUGGUUUGACCUGCACCAGAGGCUAACAGACACUGAUGGCACAGCCAGCGCAUCCCUCUAUCUGGUGCGCCAAGAGAUGGCGGUAUCCCAGAAGCACCUGGGAGAGUUCUGCGAGGCCCUGAAACAGUACCUGAAGAAUGUCUCUGCCCAGAGAGACUGUUUCCAUGUGACUGCUGUAAGGCUCCCCGACGGAAUGACCUUUGUCGUUUACGAGUUCUGGGAAGGAGAGGAGGAGUGGAAGAGACAUCUCCAGAGUGUGCCCUGCAAGGUGUUCCAACACGUCAAGGUGGAUACUCUGUGCCAGCCCGAGGCCAUCUCCACUGUGGCAGUGCCAGCGGCCUGGUGCAGCCUGAACAGAGACUGACUGGGGGUGCGACUCCCCGCACAGAUGCCCCCGAGCCGCUGUCUGCAGAGCCCCAUCUCCAGUGCCCCCCCCACCCCCGCUGCAGGCUGCAGACGACUCUCCUCUCCUUUAUAAUGACUUGUUUACAAACAGUGUCUGUUAGAUACUUAACCGAGCACACCGCAGGGAAUGCUGGGUAUAUGAGGGGCUUUGUGAUGUUGCUGUUAACAAAAAGUGAAGGAAAACAAAAACGAAUCAAUAUUCCACCUACCUGGACUGAACAUAACUACUACUGGAUAGAAACUGUGCCAUAAAUACAGGAAGAUUCAUUGUGAUCUUUCUCAGCCCAGAUCCAACUCACAGCUCCUUCACGGUUCACUUUCUAUGAAUGUACAUACAGUGUUCAAACAGAGACUACAGUUUGACAAAUGUUUUGAUUUGUCUUUUCAUUCAGCAAAGGAGGCAGCAUUGGUCCCCAGCGGCUUUCCUUGUAGAUAUUAGAUAGAAUAACACCAGUGCUCUUAACAGAAUUUUAUGGGAGCCACUGAGUCUUAGAUUUUACUUUUAACUCCGAAGAGAUGGGUAACGUCCCACAUUGAUCUCCUCAAGAUGCGCAUUCUACUUAUCUGCCUCACAUGAACUUUGCGAUCUGACUCUGUUUUGCUUUCCUUCACUUUCCAAGCAAGUGCAUGUAGUCUGGGCGUCCAGUAUCUUAUUUGCAGUAGAAUUUAGCUGUGCUACUUUUAAUGGAUUUUCGUGCAUUUCUAAUUUCUUUUAUAAUCCUACAGCUGGCUCAUUAAAAAUAAAAAAAUGGGUCAAUCUAUUCACUUUUAUGGCAUUGAUUAAAAUACUACUUAUAAGUCUGUGUUUCAGUAUGCUCCCGAUUGCUGUUUUACUCUGAGCAUCGGGAGUGCAGGGAUGUGUUAUAUUCCAUCUGAAAUUAGUUUACUUAUAGCUCAUGUACAGUAAAGGUACUCGGAAACUGUUGAACAAAAACUGAAAUAAAACUGUUGAAAACAAACUUAA